This is a messenger RNA of Cinclus cinclus, 1011 nucleotides long. It is a transcript of the gene CBX5, whose product is annotated as chromobox 5. Gene Ontology annotation, cellular component: nucleus; pericentric heterochromatin. The coding region runs from base 120 to 704 and encodes 194 amino acids. Lineage: Eukaryota; Metazoa; Chordata; Aves; Passeriformes; Cinclidae. The record is from RefSeq and is a predicted model, not a curated record. Gene Ontology annotation, biological process: chromatin organization; negative regulation of transcription by RNA polymerase II. Gene Ontology annotation, molecular function: chromatin binding. The transcript is spliced from 5 exons.
GCGGGCCCAGCGCAGCUCGGCGAGAGCGGCGCGGCGGGCGCAGAGCGGGGCGGCGGCGACUCCCGGCGGCGGCGAGGAGGGCCCGCCUGCCCGCCGGCCCCAAGAGCGGUGGCUGCGCUAUGGGCAGGAGGAGCCGGCGGGCAGCCGACAGCUCGUCCUCGGGGGAGGAGGAGGAGUAUGUGGUGGAGAAGGUUCUGGAUCGGCGCGUGGUGAGGGGCCAGGCCGAGUACCUGCUCAAGUGGAAAGGCUUCUCCGAGGAACACAACACGUGGGAGCCCGAGAAGAACCUGGACUGCCCCGAGCUGAUCUCGCAGUUCCUGCGCAAGGACCGCAGGAUGAGGGACAUGAGGGACAUGAGGGACAGCGAUGGCACACGGCCCCGGGAGCGCCCCGAGGGCGCCAAGCGCAAGGGACUGCCCGGGAGUGAGGAUGGGAGAGCCAAGAAAAAGAGGGAGAGCAACGACAUCGCCCGCGGCUUCGAGCGGGGGCUGGAGCCCGAGAAGAUCAUCGGGGCCACCGACUCCUGCGGGGACCUCAUGUUCCUCAUGAAGUGGAAGGACACGGACGAGGCCGACCUGGUGCUGGCCAAGGAAGCCAACCUCAAGUGUCCCCAAAUUGUCAUCGCGUUCUACGAGGAGCGGCUGACGUGGCACGCGUACCCCGAGGACAGUGACAGCAAGGAGCGGGACCCCCCCCGCAGCUAAAGCCCCCCAAAAUCUGUACAUAGCCCCCCAUCCGUGGGGACCCCCGGGACCCCCCCUCGUCCCUCUGUCCCCUCCCAGUGUCCCCAGAACCCCCCCAAGGGGACAGGGCUGAGGGUGACCCUCCCCCUUUUGGGGUGUCCCCAACCUGUCCCCACACCCCCCCCCCGGGUAGAUUUUUGGGGGGGUUUUGGUGUUUUUUAAAGUUGGUGUUUUUAGUCGGGGUCCCCCUCCCGGGGUGUCCCCGUGUCCCCUGUGUCCCCCCCUCCCCCCGUGUUGUCCCCAACCCCCCCCGGAUUUGUUCCAAUAA